Molecule: messenger RNA, 552 nt
Organism: Symbiodinium pilosum
Lineage: Eukaryota; Dinophyceae; Suessiales; Symbiodiniaceae
Source: the annotation of a GenBank genome assembly
AUGGAGGCUGGGGACCGAUACCCCAACAUACAGGUAACUGUGCUUCGAAUCCUUAAGCCCAAAACCCUAAACCAUUCUAGGGAAUACUCCCACCAACUGCACCACGAAGAUGACCGUGGCUCAGGUGGUUACACGUAUGAUGAUCUGAUCUGCCUCCCUGGACACAUCAACUUUGGCGUGCACGAUGUGGCACUUGGCUCUCGUUUCUCGAAGAAGAUUGCGCUGAAGACGCCCAUUGUUUCCAGCCCCAUGGACACUGUCACAGAGUCGAACAUGGCCAUUGCCAUGGCUUUGGAGGGCGGCAUUGGCGUCAUCCAUACCAACCUUCCAGUAGAAACUCAGGCAGCGGAGGUAGCGCGCGUGAAGAAGUACAAGGCAGGUUUCAUUCUUGAACCUCGCUGCGUCCCGCCGACCAUGACAGUGGAGGAGCUGGACAAGUUGAAGAGUACUUUGGGCUUCACCGGCUUCCCUGUCACCGAGAAUGGGAAGAUGGGUGCUAAGCUCCUGGGGCUUGCAGCCCGGAUUCAAGAGAAACAACUGGGUUGCUGUUAA